Messenger RNA from Mustela lutreola (European mink), 1211 nucleotides. RefSeq names its product fibroblast growth factor binding protein 1 (gene FGFBP1). The transcript is spliced from 2 exons. Gene Ontology annotation, molecular function: growth factor binding. Bases 121 to 882 code for a protein of 253 amino acids. Gene Ontology annotation, biological process: cell-cell signaling. The record is from RefSeq and is a predicted model, not a curated record. NCBI's taxonomy places the organism in Eukaryota, Metazoa, Chordata, Mammalia, Carnivora, Mustelidae.
GACCUCCCUGCCUGCCACAGCAGAUGAGACCGCUGUAAACCUGCAAGCUCACCUCACUCCCACAUCUGAGAUUACAUUGGAUCUGCAUACUCCGAAUAAGGUUUCCACCAAGCUGAAGCCAUGAGGAUCCAUAGCCUCACCCUGCUCUCCUUCCUCCUUCUGGUUGCUCAGGUGUCACUGGUGAAGGGCAAAAAGGAAGUAAAGAAUAGACAUGUCAGCAAAGGCACCAAAUUGCCUACUCUGGGAGAGACCCAUAUUGAGCCACCCAAACGCCUGACCAAAGGCAAGUUUGUCACUCAAGACCAUGCCAACUGCAGAUGGGUGGUGACUGAGCAAGAAGAGGGCAUCACCCUGAAGGUUGAGUGCACCCGAGAGGACACUAAAUUUUCCUGUGUCUUUACUGGCAAUCCAACUUCCUGCCUAGAGUCAAACAAAAAGAAUGUCUAUUGGAAACAAAUAGGUCGGAACCUGCGCUCUCAGAAGGUAAUCUGUGGGAAUGCCAAAACCAUCCUGAAAACCAGGGUGUGCAGAAAGAAGUUUCCAGAAUCCAAUCUCAAGCUGGUGGACUCCACUCUGAUUCAGAAUAAGAAACCCACCCAGGGGUUAAUGGAGCCCUCUCCCAAGGAGCAGAGCAAAGUCAGUAAGGCCUUCCUCAGGGAACCUAGCAAGGUCAAAGAGUUAUCCCCAAAGGAGCAGAAAAAGGUCAAAGAGAAUAUCUCCUUGAGCUCAGUGGAGACUCAGACCAUAGCUACCAAGGAUCCAAAGUGUGUGGAGGACCCAGACUUGAUAAACCAAACAAAGACGGCCCUGGACUACUGUGGGGAAUCCUGGAGCUCUAUCUGCCAAUUCUUCAUCACUAUGGUACAGGGCAGUUCAUGCUAAUGAGUCAAAAGAGAAAAGAGUCCUUUGGGAGGUGCUAUGUCAAAGUCCUUCAGUAUGCUGUCAAGCUCUCUGAGUAAAAUGAACAUUUGUGCUAGGAGAGUGCAGUGGAAUAUGUAAACAGAUUUUGUAACUUUUGUUUUUGUGGUUUGGAAUUUACUUUAUAUUCAUUUCCUUAAAUUUUUAUUUCAGAGAUUGUUUACCUCAAUGUAUGUUUCCAUGCCCCACAUAGCUAUGGGUAUAUGAACAGUGAGGACCAUUCUUUGAGCUGAAUGAGCUGAAUGAUGAUUCCAGUGCAAUGUACUUUCUGCUGAAUUAACAAAUUUAAUAAA